AUGAGUGGCUUCGGAAGUGAAAAGGAAGAGCCUUCUCUGCGGAACCUGCGAGCUGGCUACAAAACAGUCUCUCAAGCGGCGCUCUCAGCCCUACUCCAAGAUAUCUCGAAGCAUGGCUUGCCCAAAGCCACAUCCCGUUCUUCGAUCAAGAGGUCGAAAGACUUGGAAGUAGAUAUCGAGACUCCAUAUGGAAAGCUGCUGAUGAGCAAAUCGUUCCAACUCUCAGAGAAGUACCGGCAAUGUAGGCAAUGGGAGUUUCAUUUUGUGAACCCAGCUGCCUUCCUGCAUUACAUUUGCGCAACCUGCGAUGAUUUUGCAUCAGUGUUUUGGGCUGCUGUCUCAAAUGACCCGCCUACAAUUGAAGUGCCUCUCAAAUUUGUUUGCUACAUGGACGACGUUGUUGCAGGCAAUCCCCUCGCCAACCGCCUGGGGAGAAAAUUCCAGAUUGCGUACUGGUCUAUAUACAACCUGGGUGUACCAGCCAUGAGCUGUGAAAGGUUCUGGUUUCCAUUGGUGAUGGCUAGAUCUGAAGUUGUGCGAAAACUUCCGGGCAGAAGGGCUCAGCUGAUGAAAGAAGCUCUGUUAUUGUUUAGGCAACCUUUUGACUUCCAGUCCGGUUUGGUAUUCAACUUUACCAUGGGUCGCCUCAUGCUCUAUGCCCGCGUCGGCAUCUAUGUAGCGGACGAAGGUGCGCUUAAGGAAACGUUUGAGUUUCGUGGCGCUAGUGGCACGCGGCUUUGCCCGCUGUGCGCAAAUAUCGUAGGGUACUCUUCAGAACUGUAUUUACACUCUUCAGAUUUGAUUUCGAGUACUAGUGCUGACCGUUCGAAGGUGCAGAGAGCGUCCAAAGAGUUUAUACUCUCCACUUUGAAUAUUCUGGAUAGCAAGAAAAGGACAUCAACAAAGACUGGCUUUGAGAAACUCCAGAAAUUUGCAGGAUGGACUUGGAACCCAGAAUCCCCAUUGCUGAACACCGUCUUGGAGAUCGAUCUGCCCGCAGAGAUCAUGUUCGACUAUAUGCACACAUUCUUCGUGAAUGGUCUUUGGAACUUGGAGGUAGCACUGCUGCUGCCCAAGCUCCAGGAAACUGGGUUUGAUCGCCCAAUGCUUCACUCUGCCAUUCAGGAGUUUGUGUUUCCCGACCAUCUCAAUGCUCGAGGGGUGACAGGGAAGCAGGUUUUUGUCAAGGAGUGCAAAGAAUCGAGUAUUGGAUGUACUGCAAGUGAGGCGUGCAGCUUGUACGCAGUUGUGCGGUUUCUCCUCAUUGAAAGGUACAACCGCGGCGAACUGAACUCUGUCAAACCAGCGUUGGAUUCGUACAUGAAACUGUGUAGAGCGCUAGACCUGUUGCUCGACGUCCGCCGCGGUUGCACCACCUCUUCGGACUUAACUGCAGCUGCCGAUGCCCACUUACAGGCAUUCGUGAAAUGCUACACUGCUUCUAGCGUCUUGCCGAAGCAUCAUUAUGGUGGGCACUUAGGGGAGAUGCUUCAACGCUUUGAUGGGUUAAUUGGAUGCUUCUGCCUAGAAAGAAAACAUAGAGAAUUUAAACGAUGGGCCAGCCUCUCCGACAACACCCCCGCUUCGUGGGAGAGGGGGGUCUUGCGAGAUGCCUUGGUUGGCCAGCUCGACAGUCUCCGCAAGCACGACGAAGGGUGCGAGUUUCAAGAACCUGGCAGGGAGUUGAAGGCUUUCUUGGCGGCAUCGUUUGGACAAGCCGACAUCACUGUGGCGGACAAAGUUUGCUUGUCGGACUUCGGCGCCACGGUGGCUCGAGGCGAUGUGGUAGUGUUCUCGACAGACGGGACGCUCGAAGUCGGUCAAACCCAGUUCUUCGCCAGAGUCUUGUCUUCGGAUUACGCAUGUAUCAGCGAGUGGCGCAGUCGCGGACACAACAUGUUUGAUGUUGCAGAUUCUGUGCCUGUGCUUUGCCCUUUGAGCUGUAUCUUGGACUCAUGCAUUCACGUGAAGCGUGGAAGCAACGUGGCAGUGGUGCCAAUCACCACCAGAGAUUCAUACGUAGCUGGUUGA
Durusdinium trenchii is the source of this 2031-nucleotide messenger RNA. The record is from the annotation of a GenBank genome assembly. NCBI's taxonomy places the organism in Eukaryota, Dinophyceae, Suessiales, Symbiodiniaceae.